This is a messenger RNA of Chanos chanos (milkfish), 1439 nucleotides long. RefSeq names its product pyrroline-5-carboxylate reductase 3 (gene pycr3). The transcript has 7 exons. Bases 98 to 919 code for a protein of 273 amino acids. The record is from RefSeq and is a predicted model, not a curated record. Gene Ontology annotation, molecular function: pyrroline-5-carboxylate reductase activity. Gene Ontology annotation, biological process: L-proline biosynthetic process. Lineage: Eukaryota; Metazoa; Chordata; Actinopteri; Gonorynchiformes; Chanidae.
CUUCCUGUAGCUGAAAACACAUUGAGCAAGGGACGUUAAAAACAACAAUGUUUAAGUGACACUUCGAGGAGGACCACACCUUUCAUUCAAGAUCACAAUGACUUCAGAAUUGUCACAGUUGAAGAUCGGGUUCAUUGGCGCGGGGAACAUGGCGUUUGGGAUAGCACAGGGCAUCCUUUUGUCAGGUGAAGUUUCCCCCACUAACGUCAUAGUGAGUGCACCAUCCAAUAACCACCUCCCCCGCUUUCAGGAAAUGGAGCUGUCAGUCACACAUUCGAAUGUGGAAGUGGUCAGUUUCUCCCGUCUGGUCUUCCUGGCAGUCAAACCACACUUCAUCCCUACAGUUUUAAAAGAAAUAGCAAGUUCUGUUACUCAUGACCAUAUCAUCGUCUCUAUGGCAGCAGGUGUUACCCUUGCAACACUGGAAGCGUUGCUGCCUGCCGGAGCGUGUGUGUUGCGUAUGAUGCCAAACCUUCCCUGUGUGCUCCAGGAAGGAGCCCUGCUUCUGGCCCGUGGAUCAGGGGCUGGACAGGAAGCUGGUUUGUUGCUUAAGAACCUGCUCUCUCCAUGUGGGUUGGUGGAGGAAGGUCCUGAGCCCUGGAUUGAUGCGCAUACAGGCCUGAGUGGCAGUGGAGUGGCUUUUGUUUAUUUAUUCGCAGAGGCCCUGGCUGAAGGUGCAGUGAAGAUGGGAAUGCCUAGCUCACUGGCUCAUCGCAUUGCUGCACAGACUAUACUGGGUGCUGGUCGGUUGUUGCGCGACGCUGGGAAGCACCCAGCAGAGCUGCGGGCGGAGGUGUGUACGCCCGGGGGGACAACGAUAUUUGGGCUGCAUGCUCUGGAGAAACGUGGGUUCAGAGCAGCGGCUAUGGAAGCUGUUGAAGCAGCCACUGAGAGAGCAAGAGAACUUGGACGCAAGUAGAGAGAAAGACAAAGGAGAAGGACAAAGACAAGUGGAGUGAAAGAGAGAGGCCUGAUGAUCUGCUGAUGGUCAUUAUUAGAAUAAAGAGCAUUAUGAUUUUGUAAUUAAAUAUAUGUUAGAGGUAACAAUUUUAUCUAAACUAUUUCAGACUGUAUUGUAAAUAUGGUGUAUUGUACAUAUGUCACACACACAUGAUUGUAAUAUUUCAGUAUCAUGGAUAUCAUGACUAAUAUUUUUAUAUAAGUCUCACCAUCUGGGAACAACACAUCAAAGCAGAGUUGGCACGUUUACACUGUCUGGAGGCUGUUCGAAAAGGCACGCAAAUCACAGAGCAAGUAAUUACACAGACACGUAGAAACAUUUUGUGUCAGCCUCACAUUUUCUCUCCUUUUUGCUUCAUUUUGUCAUGUCCAGGCAUUCAGGAGUUAUUCAUUCAUUCAUUCAUUCGUUCAUUCAGUGUCUUGGAAUAACGAAGUCUCACAUUUGCUUAAACCCUUGAAAUAAACGAAUUUGAAUACGC